UUUCAUGAUGGGACCUUGGUCUUCAAAGCAAGACAGUAAUGAAGAAAUCACAAAACAGAUCAACGAUCUCGAUUCUCUGAUAUCUUUAAUUGCAGAAAAACAGGUGUCAAUACAUAAAGAAAUAGAUACACAAAGUGAUGCAAUUAAGAAACUGGUUGAUGGAAAGGAGAAAGUUAAACACUUACUGAACACAUCACAUUCUUCUCGUGGGGACCACAUUGAUUACUUUCACAAAGCCAGUGUUCUUCAGCGUCAACUUGAUGAUUUAAACAGACAUUGUAAAGAAUUAGAGAGGGAAAAGAACCAUGUGGAUUCUGAGAGAAGACGGUUCCAAAGUAAGAAAGAACAAUUGGAAAAAGAUGUGGAGAGAUUGAAAGAAAAGGAUCAUGAAAGAAUGAAUCUUCAAAAACAAAAUGCGGAACUGGAGAGAGAAGUGCAGAGAUUGAGAUAUCACUUGGAGGAAGUUUCACAUAAAAAACCUGUUCAAAUUUACAUAUAUGCCCCAUCAAUGAAUGAGAAAAUUUCUUCUGCCGUGAGGUCAGAGCUACAGAUGAUCUUGAUGUCGCAUCUGGAGGCUACCAGGGGGAGACAACUAGAGAUUGUGUAUACCUCUGAUGCCAGGUCCGUGUCCUCAAACAAACCCCUGAUUGUCCUGUGUAUCAACGCCUCCAGACUCGGGACUGACGUGGAACAGGCUCUCCAGCAAGUCAACUGUUCCAAAUCAGUGACUGUAGCAGUGAUACAUCAUAAAGAGCUUCACGCCUUGCCCCCGCAAACCUCAGAAAAACUUCUCUACGGUGAUAAAUUCCGUGAUCUCUAUGCUAUUGUGGACAUUGCUUUCCUUACAAACAAAGGGAUGUAUACUUGUGAUAUGAACAACAAAGCCCUAGAGAGACUCACAGAAUUCAUCUGCCAGUUUGAUACCUGAAUUAUUUUAAAAAAACAUAUUACAUCAAAAUGAAAAAAAAGGCAAGAAAAAUGGAAAUUAAUUUAAUUGUUGCUACUGUUCAAAAUGAAUUAAUUAAUUUUGUCCACAAAGUGCCAUACACAAGCAUAGUUUCAGUCAAAAAUACAGCCUAGUUAAUGGUAUCUCAAACACAGAUGUAAUGUCACUGGGGACAUAUGACAGCGAGUUUAUGCACGGUGCUUACUUUCAUUUGA
Saccostrea cuccullata (small rock oyster) is the source of this 1161-nucleotide messenger RNA. RefSeq lists its product as uncharacterized. The record is from RefSeq and is a predicted model, not a curated record. Bases 5 to 928 code for a protein of 307 amino acids. Lineage: Eukaryota; Metazoa; Mollusca; Bivalvia; Ostreida; Ostreidae. The transcript has 4 exons.